AUGGCAUUUGGAUGUGGAAUCUACAACGAGCGUUUUGUUGCCUGGGAAAAUGAUACUAGAGGUGAUCCAAUAUCUGGAGUUGUUGGUCUAGGGAAAUAUGAUCUCUCUUCUAUACUUUAUCAAUUAAGUCCUAUAACCCUUCUCAAGUUUUCUUAUUGCCUUCCGCUGCACAUAUUUGGAGACCAUGACCACCAUCAUGAUCAUGCAUUGCUAGCUUUUGGUAACGAUGCAGAUAUAAGAGGUACUUCUGGUGUACAAACAACACCAAUUUAUGGUACUGAUGAUGAUUGCUAUUACCUAAACUUAACAGGUAUUAGUUUUGAUGGGAAAAUUCUCCCAAUAGAUCCAAAACGUUUUAUGACAGAUAAUCUUGGGGUGAUAGUUGAUUCAGGAACUCCAUACACUCUCCUCGAUCAAGAAGCAUAUGACCAUUUGCGACAAGAUGUGGUCACAUACUUUCUAGAAAGAUAUGAAUGGAGCCCUUUGGACCAACCUAGGUCUAAUUUCAACCUAUGUUACCCGAUGAUGGAGGAUAUUCAAGGACUCGGAAACUUUGCCUUCCCAAAAAUCACAUUUCGCUUUGAAGGGCCAGCAAACCUUGAGCUCAAGGAAGCUUCAAUCUUCCAGAUCUUUGAAAUAGUGAACGAAUUUUGCUUUAUGGUUCUGCCAAGUUACAGUACAAAUAUUUUGGGAGGGUUUCAACAGAUUCAUCAUAGGUUCCUUUUCGAUGUAGGUGCUUCUAAAUUGUCCUUUGCACCUGAGAAUUGUUGA
Messenger RNA from Fragaria vesca subsp. vesca, 771 nucleotides. RefSeq names its product aspartic proteinase CDR1-like. Gene Ontology annotation, biological process: proteolysis. Gene Ontology annotation, molecular function: aspartic-type endopeptidase activity. The coding region runs from base 1 to 771 and encodes 256 amino acids. Lineage: Eukaryota; Viridiplantae; Streptophyta; Magnoliopsida; Rosales; Rosaceae. Gene Ontology annotation, cellular component: extracellular region. The transcript has a single exon. The record is from RefSeq and is a predicted model, not a curated record.